This is a messenger RNA of Esox lucius (northern pike), 5478 nucleotides long. It is a transcript of the gene nphs1, whose product is annotated as NPHS1 adhesion molecule, nephrin. The transcript has 30 exons. Lineage: Eukaryota; Metazoa; Chordata; Actinopteri; Esociformes; Esocidae. The record is from RefSeq and is a predicted model, not a curated record. Gene Ontology annotation, cellular component: cell-cell junction. Bases 97 to 3864 code for a protein of 1255 amino acids. Gene Ontology annotation, molecular function: cell adhesion molecule binding. Gene Ontology annotation, biological process: cell-cell adhesion.
GCAUCUUGAGAUCAGAAGAGACAAACAGAAGCCUCGGCAUUGCUCAAAAGGAUUCUGGAAGAGCAGCAAUUGGAUGAUUGGAGUCUGCGGUUGAAGAUGGGUUUGUUGUCAACCACUUGCAAGCCUAGUCCACUUCUUGUCCUCAUUCUGCUAUGGGGUGUGGUAAAGGUGGAGGCCCAGCAGGCAUUCAGGAUCCAGCCCAAGAACAUUACAGUGCGUGCAGGGGGAAAGGUGGUGCUGAGAUGUGAGGUCCUGAGACCCUCAGGGACUGUCCAGUGGGUGAAGGAGGGCCUUGUACUGGGGCCCGAGCGGAGACUUCCGGGUUUCCCUCGCUACAGCAUGGUGGGGGACCCUAAUAGAGGACAGUACCAUCUCCAGAUUGAGAACGCUAAACUGGAGGAUGACGGCCCCUACGAAUGCCAAGUGGGCCAGUCCGAUAGUAGCCGGGCGAUCAUCUCCCAUACAGUGUGGAUCAAUGUGCAAAUUCCUCCCUCUAAGCUUUAUUUUGAGCUGGAGACCCCAGAGCCAUGGGUAGCAGGGAUGAGCUACACAGUGACAUGCAUUACUCCGGACGUCAAACCAGAGGCAGUCCUCCAUCUGUUUAAAGAUGGAGUUGAGCUGACAGGUGCAGAGUCUUUCACUAUGCCUGGCUCCGAGGAUAAGCUCCAGAACACGCACGCUAGAAAAGAGUUUAUGGUCUUCAGUUCAGACAAUGGGAAGGAGCUGGUGUGUCGUACGAAGAACCCAGCUCUUACUCAGGCCCUCGAGACCAGCCUGGUGAUGAAUGUACUCUUCCCACCCCAGCCUCCAGUUAUCCAGGGCCUUAACAGUAAAGACAUGGUGAAGAGAGGGACCACACUGAGGCUGGAUUGUGUGUCCCAGGGAGGAAACCCACUGGCCACUCUCCACUGGACCAAGAAUGGGGAGGUGUUGUCUACCAGCUGGCAGGUGGACACAGACUUGCAGAAGGCCAGCAGCCACUUGAGCCUGCAUGUUGAACCACAGGACAACCAGGCCGAGCUGCGCUGUGAGAGCGUCAACUAUGUGUCCCCUGGCCCUUUGUUCGACAGCCGCAAGAUCACCGUUCUCUUUGAACCAGAGAAUGUCAAGGUGCUGGGGAAAUUUGAGGCAAAAGAGGGGGAGGAGGUGACCCUGUCCUGCUACACGUCCUCCAGUAAUCCGCCUGUACAAAUACGUUGGUGGCUGGGCUUCAAGGAACUCAAUAACUACACUGUCACCGUGUCAGAGGGAAACCACGGAGGAAAGACAACCAUGUCUAACCUAACCCAUUUUGUGUCACGGGAGGAGAACGGGCUGCCUCUUACCUGUGAAGCCUUCAACAUGGGCACACGCUUCUCCAAAAGCCAGUACUCCAACCUUGUUGUUUUCUACCCUCCUCAGAAGGUGUGGUUGGAUACUCCGCCUCCAAAGGUUCCUUUGAGAUCUGGAAUUACUGUUCGCCUCAUCUGCUUCUCUAGCGGUGGUAGCCCCAAAGGAAACCUGACUUGGUACAAGAAUGGUAGGGCAUUACCAGACAACCCAAAACAGAUGCCCUUUGAUAAGGGCGUGUCCAAGGAACUGGUCCGAAUCCUCGAGCCCAGUGACAACAUGGCUACCUACCGCUGUGAUGCCACUAAUAAGGCAGAAAAGAUCCUCUCUGCCAGUGUCAAUCUCAUGGUCCAGUUUCCUCCGAUGAGAGUGAUCAUCAUCGCCCAGCAGAAGGAGCUUCAUCGUGGCCAGAACCUUAGUCUGGAAUGCUUGUCUGGGAUCAGCAACCCCGAGGUCAAUAUCUCUUGGAGCCUGGGCCCGACCAGAUUGAAAGGGGUGGAUCAGGCUCCUGUGGCUGCAAGUUUUGGGGGCGUGUUAGUGCGCAGUACUCUGUCACACCCCCUGUCCUCCCAACACCAUGGACAGAGAGUCACUUGUCAGGCUUACAGCUCUCUGCUGUCUGAGGGAGUCAACACCUUCUACAAGCUCAACGUCCUAUAUCCCCCCGAGUUCAGCCCGGACCAGCCAAAGAAUAUCCAGGUAGUGGAGGAUGAAGCAGCGCUCCUACCCUUACUGGUUUCUGGCAAUCCAGACGACAUCUCCUGCAAAUGGCUGUUCCACAAGGAGGAAUUGCACAAAGAAAGGGAUCCACGUUACCACUUUAUUGAGAACACAGCAUUUGAGGUCUGGAAUGUGACAAGGAGAGACUCUGGGGUAUACAUUGUGGUGUGUACCAAUGAGGUUGGGUCCGAAAAUACCACCAUCACUCUUGACGUACAGUAUGCACCUAGUGUGAAGAUGGAGGUGAACCCAGUGUAUGUGGUGGUAGGGGAGACUGCAGACCUGUUAUGUGUUGCAGACGCCAACCCCAUAGUUGAGGAUGGCAUGUUUUCCUGGAAAUGGCUGGGCGAUGGGGAGAUGGAGGAGAUCGGGGAGCAGAGCCAAGACGAGGCCACCGGACUCCUGACCAUCCAAGGGGCAAGUCGAGCUCACGCAGGACGCUACCAGUGUACAGCCGACAACAACAUAGCACCCCCCGCCAGCACGGACGUCCUGCUGGUGGUACACUUUAGGCCAGAGCUACACAAAGGGGCUCAGUGGAAUAAGGUGGCGAGCAGAGGUGAUGGCACUGGAACAGCUGAGGUAGUGUGUCAGGGAGAGGGUAUCCCGCGGAUUGACUUCUCCUGGACAAAAAAUGGUGUGCCCAUGGACUUCACAGACCCAAGGUACCAGGAGAAGACAGUGAGGAAGGGUUUAUUACACACCAGCACCAUUACCGUGGUUAAUGUGAGUGCAGCGCUGGACUACGCAGUAUUUACCUGCACAGCUCGCAACUCUCUGGGAGAAGACACACUCGACAUUCAACUGCUCAGCACCAAUCACCCAGACCCUCCCUCAGAGUUCCGUGUGGUCGGCUUCAGCCAUGCCUCUGUAACUCUACAAUGGAUCCCAGGCUUCGAUGGAGGGUUGGUGCAGAGAUUCCGUGUGAGGUACCAUUGGACUGGCUCUGUGAGUUUCCUCUACAUAGAUGUGUUCCCCCCAACAGCGAAUAUCUUCACUGUGACCGGCCUGUUCCCUGCCACCACAUAUACCUUUUCUGUCAACGCACUCAACUCACUUGGGGAGAGCAGCUAUGCAGACAACAACACAGUACUCACCGUCACCACUGAGGAGUGGGAAGAAACAUUCCAAGAAGUGGAUACUACGGAAUUGAGUGGAUUGUCACUGUAUCAGACUGUGAUAUUGGCAGUGGUUGGCGGGGCACUGCUGUUGGCCCUCAACUGGCUAAGUUUUCUGGGUCUGAGAUGGAAGAAGAAGCAGGGCCAGACAGAGAGUAAAGAGGGUGUUGUGGAUGGGAAGAAGAGUGAAGGAGAUGGGUCCACUCUGUCCACUGAGAGCAGCUCCACCAGGUAUGAGGUCAGAGAGCAUCUGAACCCUGCGGCCCAGCGUACCCUCCUCAUUGACAACGGAUCAGAACCAGACAGCAGCAUCUAUGAGAGCUAUGCUGGGGAGAGCUCCCACUAUUAUUACCCCACCAGUGAUUACCGUCCAUCUCUCUGCACUCACCCAGAAGGGCAAGAUGGCCGUCUCAACGCACUGGAGCCCAUAGACCAUGAGUAUGAAGAAGUAAGGGACUGGUAUAUGUACCAGGAUGUACUGGGCUCAUCUGUCCAACUGCCCCGAUCCCAGUUCGGCCACAGGUUACCACGGCAAAUCGAAUUCUGGAAAUCACAACCACCCAUUCACCAAGAGGGAAUUGGGACGUGCAUAUCAACCUUGCAGCAGCCAGGCAAAAGGAUGGAUCCAGUUGUUGUGCAACGCCCGCAGAAAAAUGAUUACGAAUUACCUUUUGAGCUCAGAGGAGAGUUAGUUUAGAAAGCUUAGGCCUUGAUUCAAGUAUGUUGACAAACCUCAGACCGUAUUUGCAAAUUGCUGUUCUGGUUUUGGGUACUAUUUGAAUAAGCCUUCAACUGACUACAGUAUUUAUGUCAAGCAACACAAAGUGACUUACCAUCUAGCAAGCAAACAAGCAAGUUUAUUUAAAGAGCACAGUUCAUAUAUAGAAACAAUUAAAUCCAUGAAAUUACAAUGAAAAGAAAAAUAUAAAAAUGCAAUAGAAUAAAGAACAGUCAGAUUGUUACAGUUCUCUAACCACCCUCCAGGGGGACUCUCCACCCUGGUUUCUCAAUCAUUGCACUCCAGCGCUAGGAUGCACCUGUCAGUCCCUUUGUGAGAUAAUCUCUGCAUCGAUGUCUUACCCAGCUGUCUCCAGGGGCUUUUAUGCCAUGUCUGUACAUGCAUUUAAUAUUCUAUCCAAAGAAUGAAGUUCAUCAUAACGUUUUUUCUUAGAUGUCCACUGUUGAUUAUAAUAAAAUCAAUAAUACUCCAUGACUAGGCCUACAGCAGAUACAAAUAUGCCUACAUAAAAAAAUAAACAAGAUACAUUCUAUAUCCAAAACAUUUAUCUAAAAAAAAUCCUUUGCUAUAAAUGUCACUCAAGCAAUAAGAGAGAUGGAGAAGUGGAUGGGAAGAAAUGACAAUAAAAAUUAAACUUAAAGAGGUGUUUCAUUUAGUGGGUGUGCAGGUUUUCCUUCCUCCCCCAAACACUUUCCCUACCUCAAUACCCCUUAACCCAGUACUGCAGUAUAUCUUGCACAGACUCUACUCUCAGACAGGCAGAAAGACACAGAGUUAAGGUAGAUAGACAUCUGCUGGCGCCGUGAAGCAGGAAUUGUGGUGCUGUCCAAGCGGAAACCAUCGUCAAGGCAUUUGUUUGCCAAAGGCAGCUUACCCUUUUGAACAAUCUACUGUUUUGUGGCACAUGUCCCUCACAGCAACAGAUGAAGCGUGGGAUUAUUAAAACCCAUGGUCAUUGCCAAAACGUCCUCCACCUCCCAGCUUCUCUCCCUCAACUUCCCCCUUUCCGUACCCUUCCCCCAACUUCCUCCUCAGCCUCUGAAAAUAAGGUACUGAGCCCUCACAGCUUGCCCCUGCAGCAGAAGGUGAGCAUCUGAAGGCUAUGAUAAAGGCAGUAAUUGAGUGUGGUAAUGUGUUGAGAAGAUAAAACUACCAUCUCUACAGGCGACCUCUAUCCCACUAAUCCAGUUGUCUUUUACAUUUCAUCUGGAUAUGUUAGAGAGACCAUGCAGACAUUUACUCCUACUGUGUGAUGUGAGAGGAGUGAGAGAAAAGAGAGAGAGGCUGAAAUAUGCAGUUUAAACUUUAGGUAUUAAGUCUAUCCUCAGAUAUUCCUCUAUUUUGGCUUUACUGAGUCAGUUGGAUAGCUCAAGCUCAUUCAAGUUCAUUGCUCCUUGCUCUGUUUAGAUGCAUUUAAUUAUUACAUUUUUCCGCAUUUAGAAAUGGUUGAAAGUAAAAACAUUGUCCUGACAGCCUCUAUAAAAACACACAGGGUUGUUCCUUGUGCCAUUUCCCGUAAUAUCUGUGUGUGUGUGUGUGUGUGUGUGUGUGUACAGGACACCACCAAUACUU